Messenger RNA from Populus euphratica (Euphrates poplar), 923 nucleotides. RefSeq names its product Quinone reductase family protein. Lineage: Eukaryota; Viridiplantae; Streptophyta; Magnoliopsida; Malpighiales; Salicaceae. The record is from RefSeq and is a predicted model, not a curated record. The transcript is spliced from 5 exons. Gene Ontology annotation, molecular function: NAD(P)H dehydrogenase (quinone) activity; FMN binding. Gene Ontology annotation, cellular component: membrane. The coding region runs from base 179 to 790 and encodes 203 amino acids.
ACAAGUUGAUGCUUCAUUCAAUUUUGACAACUACGUACCGGAAAGCUUUAAAAGAUGCUUCAUUCAAUACUCUCUAUAUCUGCUCUCUGCAUUCUCAUGGCAAUUUCUUCUUCUUAAGAGGAGCGGGCGUGGUAGUAGCUGGUAAAUUAGGAUUAUACUCUUUGUCUACAACUUAGCUAUGGGGACCACAAAGAUCUACAUAGUGUUUUACUCCUUACAUGGACAUGUAGAGAUUAUGGCACGAGAAAUCCAGCGAGGAGCUAAUACAGUUCCGGGUGUUGAAGCAACACUUUGGCAGGUUCCUGAGACACUUUCCAACUCGAUAUUGAACAAGGUGAAGGCCAAUCCUAAAGCAGAUGAUGUACCAGUUAUUCUGCCAGAACAACUUUUGGAGGCUGAUGGUUUUCUCUUUGGUUUUCCUUCUCGUUUUGGUGUGAUGGCAUCCCAAUUCAAAGCCUUCUUUGAUGCCACCCAUGAGCUAUGGGCAACCCAAGCUCUUGCUGGGAAACCUGCUGGAUUCUUCUGGAGUACUGGUUUCUAUGGUGGAGGCCAGGAACUUAGUGCAUUUACAGCCAUAACGCAGUUAGCACACCAUGGUAUGCUAUUUGUUCCUCUGGGGUACACCUUCGGCAGUGGCAUGUUUGAGAUGGGUGAAGUGAAAGGUGGGUCUUCUUAUGGUGCUGGAACUUUUGCAGCAGAUGGGAGCCGUCAACCCUCUGAAUUAGAACUCCAACAGGCCUUUUACCAAGGGAAAUAUGUUUCUGAAAUAACGAAGAAGCUCAAAGGUUAGCCUCCCUGAGCAAACUAGAACAUCUUCAAAAUGUUGUAAAAACUGAUCAUGAUCUAAAUGAUCAUUUCACUGAAGUUUAAUGAAAGAAGACGCUUGACGCAUGAGAGAAGUAAGUGUUACUUUGUUCCAUCAA